Molecule: messenger RNA, 807 nt
Organism: Suillus subaureus
Lineage: Eukaryota; Fungi; Basidiomycota; Agaricomycetes; Boletales; Suillaceae
Exons: 1
Coding region: 216-617 (133 amino acids)
Source: RefSeq, a predicted model, not a curated record
GAAACAACUUCACUAUAAUCGUGAGCUCACCGUUGUGCCCUCUUGUUGCUAGAAGCCCAGUACUGAAGAAGCGCCAUGCUAGAUUCAUUAAGUAUUGUUAAUGUCUGCCAAAACAUUGUCAUUUUUGGAGAAAGUGGCGUCGGGCAAAGCUCCAUCAUCAACCUCUUCGCAGGGCACCAGGUUGCUAGGACCUCUCUGGGCGCACUGAACACGCCAUGAAACGUAUAAUGUCACCAUCAAGGGUGCGCCGUACCGCAUCUAUGAUACUGCCGGGGUCGAUGGCAACCGCAUGGACCCAAGCCCAUUUCUCAAUGUUGUUAUCGACUGACAAGUUGAUAAAAGAGCUAUGGGUCAGCGGAGGAGUCCAUUUGCUGCUGUACUGCAUCAAGACAGGCAGGAUACCACCGACGUUCGUCACCAACUACAGGCUAUUGUGUGAUUUUUUCUUCGAGGAGAAGAUACCAGUUGCGCUCAUCGUUACCCACCUGGAGAAGGAAGACCUCAUGGAUGAUUGGUACGCGCGAAACGAGGGAUCGUUCGACAGUCAUGCAGUCAAGUGUGUUGAUCAUGCUUGUAUCACUGCAGUGGCUAACCUAGAUCCAAAAGGAAGUGAGUGACUUGAUUAUACGGAAUAAGGAUACAGUAGUGGACUGGAAUAGAGGAGAUGGGUGGCUUGGCCGGUUCAUUGGAAAGUUGAAGGACCUCUUAACGGGACGUCCAAGCAAGUCAGACGUUCUUGGGGUCCUCGUGAAGCGCUGCGGGAUGGAGGAUAGCCUAGCAAAAGAUGUGAUCCAAAAACUUCAUAAA